AUGCGAUCGGAAAAGGUCAUACUCCUUCGACACCUCGUCGCCCUCCUCACAGUAUCCUCCGCAUCCUCCUGGAUCCAAUCUGCCCACGGUCUCAAGUUCAGCCCGAUCAACGAGAUCAUCCUCGGGACCGAGGUUACCAUCGACUGGACCGGUCAACCCUCCCUCGGAAACGUCGAGCAAUCGGUCGUCCUGAUGAAGGAUGGUAAUGCCCUCUUGACGCUCUGUCAGGGUCAGAUCACGGGCUCGGGCCAGUGUUCAUUCGAUUUGAAGGAGGAGCAUCAGGUUCUGGGGGAUGGGUAUCAAUUGGCGAUGGUAGGGAUGGAUGGUGUUGCGUUGGAUUAUUCGCCAAAGUUUUCUAUCAAGGCUGGGAAUGUCGAGGUUGAGCCGUCGUCUGGUGGUGGUGAGGAUGAGGAUGAGUAUGGAAUUGAGGCUGUUAAGGAUAAGGAUGACGGCGAGGAACAAGGGGAUGGGGAUGAUGAUGAUGCAAAGGUGGAGAAGAAGCGUACCGGACACGGUGACGAUGGAGACGAUGGAGGUGCCAAGAAGAAGAAGGACAAGAAGAAGGGUCGCGGUUACCAGAAGAGCCAAGUCCACAAGCAGAGUGCUAAGGACAACAAACAGCAACAACAACACCACCACAAUAAUGAGCAACAACAGAACAAAAAACAGCCUAAGCAACACAAGCAGAAGAAACAACAGCAGCAAAAGGAUGGAUACUACAAGCACCAGGUCGACAAACUGGUCAAGACGUUCCAGCAGCAACAAAAGGAGCAACAUCAAAAUCGAUUCACUGUCAUGUCGACUGGUAGUCGUGAGCAGCGUGCAAAGGAGGCAGCGCAACUCUUGGAGAAGAACCGUCAUCGCCGACAGAUGCUCCUCGUCGCCAAACGCCACCAAUACCUCCGCAUGCGUCAACUGGCUGUCGGUCUGCAGGCAUCAAUCAACUCCAUCUUUGACCAACUUGCACCCCCUAUGGCACACGCAGCUGAACCAUCCAGGGCUCAAGUCGUCGUCUCCGCCUCCGAUGAUGCCGACGAAUCCAAUAAGGACAGCAACGUUGGCAUUGGAAUCAACCCUAUCCUCGGAAACGAUGCCCACGUGGAAUUGAUGCCCGAGCGUCCCAUCCAAAAAGCCGCUACUGGUGCUGUUGCCGGCGGCACGGACGAGAUUGACAUGGAGCUGGCGGAUGCGCUGGAACAUCACCCGGACAAGAAGGACAAGAAAGAGAAGGAGAAGAAGGCAGAGCAAGCGGACGCCAAGAAAGAGAAGGAUGCUAAGGCGGAAACCAAGGAUAAAGCAGAGCAGGGCACUUGGGGCAAGAUCUUUGGCGGCAUUGCGACGUUUGGCAAGAAUGUAGGAGCGAUUGUUGCGGAUGGAUUCACAAAGGUCCAGCACGUCGUCGUUGGUGGAGGAGCUGCUACACCCGAGGGUGAGCUGUGA
Messenger RNA from Linnemannia hyalina, 1440 nucleotides. Lineage: Eukaryota; Fungi; Mortierellomycota; Mortierellomycetes; Mortierellales; Mortierellaceae. The record is from the annotation of a GenBank genome assembly.